Siniperca chuatsi (mandarin fish) is the source of this 1126-nucleotide messenger RNA. Its product is annotated as ESF1 homolog. Gene Ontology annotation, molecular function: RNA binding. Gene Ontology annotation, biological process: rRNA processing. Gene Ontology annotation, cellular component: nucleus. Bases 492 to 971 code for a protein of 159 amino acids. The transcript has 3 exons. The record is from RefSeq and is a predicted model, not a curated record. NCBI's taxonomy places the organism in Eukaryota, Metazoa, Chordata, Actinopteri, Centrarchiformes, Sinipercidae.
UAUAGACACAAAUACAGAUUUAAUACAGUAUAAUAUGGAUUUAUUGAUAUAUUCAGAUGCAGCUUAUAGUUCAGUUAUAGCUUCUCUCUGGAGAUCUAAAUUAUGUCAGUUAUGAAGGGAUUUGUAAAAUCAUGUUUGUGUGCGUUUACUAAACAGUGUUUGUACUGUAAAUCUGAUAUUUCUGUAAAAUAGCACACAACACAUCACAGCAGCUGUUCAUUUAGAGGCAGCAGGUCACGUUUUGAAUGCUGACAGAAAAGGUAAUUUUUAUUUGUAGAGUUGACACGUGUAUAAAAAUGUAUAGACGUGUAUUGUAGUCGAUUUAAUAGUGGUUUUAUCUUAUCCAGCAUGUAGAUCCUUAGGGAGGUUCAGUAUCAGUGUUGUGUGAUGUGUCUGCAGACGUGAAGAAGAAACAGAAGAAGAAGAAGAAGCAGGAGGAGGAGGAGCGGACAGCUGAGGAGGAAGAGGAGCUGGAGAAACAAAAGGCGGAGAUGGCUCUGCUGAUGGAGGACGACGGCGACGACGCCAAACACAAACACUUCAACUACGACAAGAUCGUGGAGCAGCAGAACCUGAGCAAAAAGAAGAGGAAGAAGCUGCUGAAGAAGGGCGAGGAGUCGCUGCAGGACGACGACUUCCAGGUGGAUGUUAAAGACCCUCGUUUCCAGGCCAUGUUCACCUCCCACCUGUUCAACCUGGACCCAUCCCACCCCAGCUACAAGAGGACUAAAGCCACGCAGAGCAUCCUGACCGAGAAGCAGCGCAGACGAGAGGAGCAGCAGCAGCGCCGGAUGGAGGUCACGCCCACACGGGGCGAGGCAGCCGCCGGUAAACGGGAAAGUGACUCUGACGCUCAGACUGUCGAGGCCACCUCGAAGAAGUCGAUGGACCCCAGCCUGUCUCUGCUCGUCAAGUCGAUUAAAAGCAAAACGGAGCAGUUUCAGGCUCGGAAGAAACCGAAGCUCAUGUAAGUGUGAAUAUAAAAACUCUCCUGACGGACUACGACGCUGGUUCUUCUUAAAAAUCACAGACUGCAAAUGUUUCUUUGUGUUUGUACGGGAACGAUCCCACAUGAGAUGAGGAACUGAACACAUUAUUUUAGUAAAAACUGAAUCCUGCUGCCUCA